AUGAGCCAGCAUCAACAGCAACUGCCCCAGCCACCACAGCCACCACCACCACCACCACAAUCCUCCUCCUCCCCCUCCUCAACACUUACCCACACUCAGAAUUCAGGCCACAAGGUUCGCAGGCCAAGGGCAGCCAGAGCAUGCAACCUCUGCCGCCUCAAGAAGAAUAAAUGUGAUGAGCUGUAUCCUUGUACUUACUGCAGGAACCGCAAGGUUGACUGCGUCUAUCAGGGGCAGGAUGUGACGAGAGGCCGGUUUACUCCAGAAUACGUCAAGAGUCUCGAGGAGCAGGUCCGCCAGCUCUCAGCCGCCGUCGAGGCACAAAAGACCGAGGCCGGCAGCCGCACCACUGCUGCUGACCGCUCCUCGCCCGCCCUGUCAGGCCUGGUAAAUGUCCGCUCCGCCUCCCAGGGCUCACCGGCCACGGAGGGGGGCCUACCCUCCUCGCCCAUGCGGUCACGCCCCGGGGCCCCAGCCAGCCAGGAGGUCACCGCCAUCAACAAGCACACCCGCAAUGUCGAGUUCUACGGCAGCUCCUCCUCCGUCGCCCUCCUCUCGCAGCUCCAGAGAGACGGCACGCGGCAUCCUCGCGACGCCGACGCCACGAGCGAUGAGCACUGCGAGUCUGACGCCGCCGCCGCCGUGCUGCUCUCGAGCCUUCACAACCCAGGCUUCUCCCCGUCCGAGGUUGACACGGGCGGGGCGGCCGUUACUCCCGAGACCGGCAUCGAGAAGCAGGUGUCCGUCGUCGAGUCCACCCACUAUCGCCAGUGCAGCGUCUUUUUGCACAACUUCUUCUCGUCUAUUCACUACAUCCAUCCCAUCCUUGACAAGACUUCUUUCCUCGAGCGGUGCGAGGUGUUGUGGUCCGGCGACGAGGCCGCCAUUCAGCAGCAGGCCAGCUUUGUGCCGCUGUACUACGCCGUGCUGUCCCUCGGCGCCCUCGUGGGAUAUCGGGAUGCCGAGCCUAUAGGCGGCAUCAGCAAUCAGCAGUGGAGCAGGAAGUUCUUCAUUGAGGCUAGGUCACGGUUCACCUCGCUGGAGAUUGUGACAGAUUUGGAGAUGGUCCAGUCUCAGUUUUUCUUGGCCAAGGUCUGCCAGAAUGAACUCAAUUCACAUUGGUCAUACUUUUUCACCGGCCUUGCCGGGCGGACAGCAGUAGCCAUGGGCAUCAACCGUCAGCCAGGUCCACAUUCCAAAAAGAGUGCCGCCCUGAUCAAAGCUGAAGCCAGAACAUGGUGGGCUCUAUACUCAUUAGAAGAAGAAUUAUCCUUCGCAAUGGGCCGCCCCAGUAGUCUAAGCUGCGACGAAUACCACAACCGCGAGUUCCCUUACACUGACAUAUCCGAACUUCCCAACCCCGCCGACCUUGCCCUCCUCGACCCUCCGUACUGCGCCAUCAUCCGCUGCAUGGUAGAUUUCUCGCGUAUCACCCGCCACCUGUGCAUCAAAGUUUACCUGACCCAGAACACCACCCCAAGGACCAUCGAGCUGGCCCAGCAGAUCGAGCAGACCCUCGACGAGUGGCUGGCGGGCCUGCCGACGAACAUCCGGCCGCUGCAGACCCCGGACCAGUCGAUUGUGAAUAGCAGCAAGGAACCGAUCUGGAUGAAGCGGCAGAAGCUUGUUCUAUAUAUACGCUACCUGAACCUGAGAAUCCUGACUUUCGGCUCCAUACUUCUCACCUCUACCUAUGCAGAAAGGUCUCACAUACCAGGGUCGUACGAAGUCAUCCAAAAGGGCCUCGACGCAGCCAAGAAGACCAUCGAGACCAUUCACGAGACAUACAAAUAUCACGAAUUCUUCCGCACAUGGUCAGUCCCCUCAUGCUAUUCAUCCUAUCCUCCACUAGAAAUGAUCAACCCGCCCAAGAUGCAACACCUCCUCCAGCACGUCACCAUGGCCAUCGAGGUCCUUCAGACCAUGGCAGACGAGUGCGUCGUCGCCGGCCAGCACACUCAUGUCCAUGGCGAGCGGCGGGACCGCGCACCCUCACCCUCACCCUCAUCACCACCCCGGGAUGGGCCAGCACCAUCUUAG
Molecule: messenger RNA, 2040 nt
Organism: Cryphonectria parasitica EP155
Lineage: Eukaryota; Fungi; Ascomycota; Sordariomycetes; Diaporthales; Cryphonectriaceae
Product: bZIP transcription factor MafK transcription N-6 adenine-specific DNA methylase
Exons: 10
Coding region: 1-2040 (679 amino acids)
Biological process (GO): DNA-templated transcription; positive regulation of transcription from RNA polymerase II promoter by galactose
Cellular component (GO): nucleus
Molecular function (GO): RNA polymerase II cis-regulatory region sequence-specific DNA binding; DNA-binding transcription factor activity, RNA polymerase II-specific; zinc ion binding
Source: RefSeq, a predicted model, not a curated record